AUGCAGCAGGUGAGCGUCAUCUUCCCCUACCUCCCGAUCCCCGCGCAUCGGCGCCGCGACCGGGCGCGCCAACGGUUGAGGGAGAUGUUCGGCACCAUCAUCAGGGCCCGGAAGGCCUCUGGACGGUCCGAGGAAGACAUGCUGCAGUGCUUGAUCGACUACAGGUACAAGAAGGACGGGCGCCCCACCACGGAGGACGAGAUCGCCGGGCUGCUCACGACGAUGCUCUUCGGCGCGCAGGAGACCAGCUCCAUCACGACCACCUGGACCGGGGCCUACCUGCUCCAGUUCCGGCGCUACCUGGCGGCCGCCGUGGAGGAGCAGAAGGAGAUCAUGAAGCGUCACGGAGACGGCAGGAUCGACCAUGACGUCUUGGCGGAGAUGGACGUCCUGUACCGGUGCAUCAAGGAGGCUCUCCGGCUGCAGCCGCCGACACCCAUCGUGUUCCGCUGGUCGCACGCCGACCUCGCGGUGACGACGAAGGAAGGCGAGGAGCUUAUCGUCCCCAAGGGCCAGAUAGUGUCGGCGUCCGCGGCCGUCGCGAACAGGCUUCCCCACGUCUACAAGGACCCGGACGCGUACGACCCGGACCGGUUCGCGCCUGGAAGGAGCGAGGACAAGGCGGCCGGUGCCCUGUCGUACAUCUCCUUCGGUGGCGGCAAGCACCGGUGCAUCGGCGAUGCCUUCGCCUACCUGGAGAUCAAGACGGUGUGGGCGCACCUGCUCAGGAACUUCGAACUGGAGCUGGUGUCCCCGUUCCCGGAGAACGAGUGGAACUCCAUGGUCGUCGGCGUCAAGGGCAAGCUCAUGGUGAAGUACACCAGGCGCAAGCUCGUCGUCGAUGGCAACUAA
Molecule: messenger RNA, 852 nt
Organism: Miscanthus lutarioriparius
Lineage: Eukaryota; Viridiplantae; Streptophyta; Magnoliopsida; Poales; Poaceae
Source: the annotation of a GenBank genome assembly